Molecule: messenger RNA, 369 nt
Organism: Xiphias gladius (swordfish)
Lineage: Eukaryota; Metazoa; Chordata; Actinopteri; Istiophoriformes; Xiphiidae
Product: multivesicular body subunit 12B-like
Exons: 3
Biological process (GO): viral budding; virus maturation; regulation of epidermal growth factor receptor signaling pathway
Cellular component (GO): late endosome; ESCRT I complex
Source: RefSeq, a predicted model, not a curated record
GUCUCUACAACAACUGAUGGCCUGGAUGCUGACCUAUGGAAAGAUGGCCUUUUCAAAUCCAAGGUGACCCGUUACCUCUGUUUCACCAGGGUCUUCUCUAAAGAAAAUAGCCAUUUAGGCAAUGUUCUUGUGGAUAUGAAGCUGAUAGACAUAAAAGACACUCUGCCUGUGGGUUUCAUCCCGAUCCAGGAGACCGUUGACACUCAGGAGCAGGCUUUCAGGAAGAGGCGACUCUGCAUCAAGUUUAUUCCACGGGACUCCACAGAGGCAGCUAUCUGUGACAUCCGCAUCCUGGGACGCUCCAAGCAGGCCCCCCCCCAGUACACUUUCAUAGGGUGAAUAUCUUGGGAUUACAUUUUAGUUUUGGUG